AUGGAGGACAGUGACGUGUACGUGCGAGAAGAGGGCGACCGGCCCAUGGAGCACUCGCCCCGCGGCCGUUACAUCCGCUUUGACAUUCGGCUUGGCACGGGCGCCUACAAGUCGGUCUACAAGGCGUACGACACGGACCAGGGCAUUGACGUGGCGUGGAACGCCAUUGACAUUGGCCUUUUGCCGAGCACCGAGAAGACGCGGAUCAUCCAGGAGGUCCAGUUGCUGCAGAAACUCGAGCACAAGAACAUUAUCAACUUUUACGGGAGCUGGUUCUGCAAGGAGAAGAACCAGGUGGUGUUUAUUACCGAGAUCAUGACGUCAGGGACGUUAAAGUCGUACAUUAAACGCGUCCAAUUCAUCAAGUGGAAGAUUAUCAAGCGCUGGUGCAUCCAAAUCCUUGAGGGACUUCACUACUUGCACAGUCAGAAUCCGCCUGUGAUUCAUCGGGACUUGAAGUGCGACAAUAUCUUUGUAAAUGGCAACACGGGCGACCUCCGGAUUGGGGAUUUGGGACUGUCGACCCAGCUGGCAGUGGACAAGCGGUCCAAGGCACAGAGUGUGCUAGGCACACCCGAGUUCAUGGCGCCAGAGCUGUACGACGAAAGCUACGACGAAAAAGUGGACAUUUACGCGUUUGGAAUGUGCGUGCUUGAGAUGGUGACCAAGGAGGUGCCGUAUUCGGAAUGCAUUAAUCCGGCGCAGAUCUACAAAAAAGUCACUGCUGGCAUCCGUCCAAAGGGCCUGCAGCGUGUUGUGAGUCAAGCUGCGCGUGAUUUUAUUGAGUUAUGUCUGUCGCGCGGGAACGGACUGGUGGACGUCACGGCUCAGUAUCUGUUGGAUCACCCGUUUUUGAAAGCGCAAGAUGAUGAUAAUGAUAUGGUCGAGUGCCUGGAUGAAGACAAAAUCGAGCGUGGAGCAAAAGAAGCACAGCAGCGGUUGGAGAGGGUUGCUGAAGAGUCUUUCGCGGUUGAGUUCAAUAUGGAAGGUGGAUCCAGGGACGGUGGCGCUGUCGCGGUCUGCGGGCGGCGCAUACAGUGCUCGUCGCUUUCAUUCGAGCUUGACGGAACGUCGGUAGUGUCUUCCGUGAGCAGUAGUGCUUCUGCUUCCGGAAGCUUCGGAAAUGCAUCAGUGCCUUUUGCGAACAUUUCUGCUGAUGCUAAGACUGCCGGCCCGAACCGACUGAUGGAAGUGCCAAUAGUCGGAACGUCUGCGCGUGACGGGAACACUGCAACGCCUUCCCCGUCCAUCGAGAUGGCUUCACAAUCAUCGUUAGGAUCCGUGCCAGCGCUACAACCGACAGCUUUGAUGCCAGCAUCAUUGCAAGCGCAAUCACCAGCACGAAUACGAACGCCCACUCGUACACCGGAAGAAUCUCCCAAGUUGACAUACUCACUCUCUCAGUCUUUUACCAAUGAGAUGGUUAGCGCCGAUGAGCCAUUAUCGAAGGGCAAGGAGAGCGUCGACACGCAUGUAGAUCAAUUUCUUGCGACAUUGCCUGGCACGGAGAGUGCGAUCCAGAACACACGGAUAAACAUCAUGGGGGGUAGGGGCCACCGGCUUGAUUUGGAAAACGACAUCAUGCCAAUAUACGCCGAGAGCCCUGUGGAAUCGCCGUUGUCCAGUGGCAUCGAAACACCAGAGCACUUGCAAUCAUUUGCAGGAGAAUAUUCGGCAGUGUAUCUAGACGCUGUCAAGGCCGAGGAGGUCAACUCGGGUUCCGGGCUACUGAUGCCGCUUCAGUCACCCGAAGACCAGAUUCCUUCGAUACAGCUGCCGGAACGUGACCUGGAGCCUCAGUUUGGUCUAACCCGCCGCGCGAGUAUUCAUGAUCCGCUCAAUACAGCUUCAGAAGCCGUAUCCCGGCAGCCGGCAUCUUCGUCCCCACCUGAAUUGACGUCUUUACCGGCUGCAAGUGGUACGAACGCACGAAAGCGCGCAAAGCGACAUGAGAUCAAGGCUGUGAAAGACCCGGACAAUGAGCACAGUAUCCUGCUGAAUUUACGCAUCAUCAUUGACGGCAAAUCAAAGGAAAUCAAGUUUCCAUUUAAUUUGUUUGCUGAUAGCCCUCACGAAGUUGCGUGCGAAUUGGCCGUGGACGUGGGCAUAUUGGAACCGGACCUUGAAGACAUUGCUGACUCGAUUCGUUUUCUCGUUACGGAGGGCAAAAUCAACAACCUCUCGGACGUGCAAGAAGACGUAUGGGAAGAAGCGCCCGAGCCCCAUUCAUUCUCUUCGAUUCCGUUUCCGAACGUGUCAAAGAUGUCUUUCGCGCAAAUGCCACCUGAGGCGACGACGCUUCAGCAGCAACAAGCGUAUUCGACAGGUACGACGUCAUCGGAAUGUACGCCGACUGCUUCAAGUGUGCCUUCUACAGGAGUACCGGCUUCUAUGCGUCAAAGCGUGUUGGGCACCAGUGGUACCACAAGUGCUACACUAUCUGGCGUCCAAGCGUCCUCGGAGGGAGAAGUGUCUGGGUCACAAGAAUUGGUACAUGGUGCGAGUAUGAGCGAUCACCCUUCCACGUUGAUGGUGCCGGAUGGGAGCGUAUCGUCUAGAAGCAGUAGUGGGAGUCAUCCUGCGCAACUUUCUGGCAACGAACUGGGCCGAUCGCCGCCGCGGCCUGGCCUGUCGCACAGCGCUAGUGAGUCCGGGUUUACAAAUGAAGCUUUGAUUAGCAUUUUGGAGAAGCAAGCUCGUGGCGUCUCGAUGGGUUCGAUCGUCGAUCCGACGUAUGCACAGCAAAUUCACCAGCUGGAAGAUCGCUUGAAAAUUGCUCGCUCUUCGUUCGAUGAACGAGAGUCCUCGCUGGAGGCCGCAAUUCGUAAUGAAGAGGAGAAGCAUCAGCGCGAAAUUGAGCGUUUUCGAAAGAAAAUGGAGGAGUUUGACAAACAGCGUGCUGCCAUCGCUCGACAGCACAAUGGAGAAGGUGUCGUGGGUUACGACGUAAAUGGAUCGCCACCUACAUUGAACGAAAGUCUGGGGCUGCUUGCCCAAGGUGAGUCCUUGGCAAUGCCCAGUGAUCGGAGCUCUUCCGCAGUGCGGGCGGAAUAUGACGGUUAUGCGAGUGUUCCAGCUGACGAGUCUGACACGGAGACUCGUUCAUUACCUCCCGCUUCAACAUCAGUGCCUGCAUCUAUCCCAAGUGGGGCAGUACUGGAAGCGGACCCAAGCACUGAAUCCGCAGCCCUCCCAGCGUCGGUGCCAGUAGACGAGCUGAUUCCAGAAAGCUACUUUACAAUCUGCAGCUCUGGUGGCAAAACAGGAACUGAUUCAACAACUGCAACAGCAAGCCAGUUAGCGUCAGGGCAUUUGUAG
Molecule: messenger RNA, 3318 nt
Organism: Hyaloperonospora brassicae
Lineage: Eukaryota; Oomycota; Peronosporomycetes; Peronosporales; Peronosporaceae
Source: the annotation of a GenBank genome assembly